This is a messenger RNA of Carassius auratus (goldfish), 1713 nucleotides long. RefSeq names its product leucine-rich repeat transmembrane neuronal protein 4-like. Gene Ontology annotation, molecular function: protein binding. The coding region runs from base 8 to 1558 and encodes 516 amino acids. The transcript has 3 exons. Lineage: Eukaryota; Metazoa; Chordata; Actinopteri; Cypriniformes; Cyprinidae. The record is from RefSeq and is a predicted model, not a curated record.
UGCAGAGAUGGGAUCCCUGGUGAGAUCCCGUUGGCUGAUGAUCCCCCUGCUCGUGCAGGCCUGGCUCUUGGCUUCCCAAGGCAGAGUCCGAGAGAAACCGUGUCCCCGAAGCUGCCGCUGCGAUGGCAAAAUAGUGUAUUGUGAGUCAAAUGCCUUCCGUGAUGUGCCAAAGAAUGUUUCUGUGGGAUGCCAGGGCCUCUCUCUGCGUUACAACAGCUUGGUGAACCUCAGGGCUGGUCAGUUUGCCAGCCUCAGUCAGUUGGUCUGGCUGUACCUAGACCACAAUUACAUCAAUGCAGUGGACAAACAAGCCUUUCAGGGUGUUCGAAGACUAAAGGAGUUGAUCCUCAGUUCCAACAAGAUCACGCAUUUGGAAAACAGCACAUUCCAUUCAAUCCCCAACCUACGCAAUCUGGACCUCUCCUACAACAAACUUCAAGUACUGCAGCUUAAUCAGUUCCAAGGCUUACGCAAACUGUUGAGUCUCCACAUCAGAUCAAAUUCCCUCAAGACGGUUCCCAUGCGAGUCUUUCAGGAUUGCCGAAACCUUGAGUUCCUUGAUUUGGGCUACAAUCGACUGCGAAGUCUUACCCGUAACGCAUUUGCGGGACUUCUCAAACUGACUGAGUUACACUUGGAGCACAACCAAUUCUCAAAGAUCAAUUUUUCUCAUUUCCCAAGGCUGAACAACCUUCGCGCUUUGUAUCUGCAGUGGAAUCGGAUAAAGUCAAUAACCCAGGGAAUUACAUGGACCUGGACCUCUUUGCAAAAACUGGAUCUUUCUGGAAAUGACCUGCAGGUGUUGGAUUCAAGCAUCUUCCAGUGUCUCCCUAACUUGCAGACUCUUAAUCUGGACUCCAAUAAGCUAAGCAACGUGUCUCAAGAUGCCAUAUCAGCUUGGAUCUCUCUUACUACCAUCAGUCUUGCAGGUAACAUUUGGGAAUGCAGCCCCAGCUUAUGCCCCCUUGUAGCUUGGCUGAGAAACUUCAAGGGGAACAAGGAGACGACCAUGAUUUGUGCUGCACCAAAGGAGGUUCAGGGUGAAAAAGUAAUUGAAGCUGUUGACACACAUGGAAUCUGCAAGAUGACCCCCACCCCUUACCAGCCACUCUCCUCAACUGUAAGCUCCCCAUCCAAACCUGGACAUUUCCCCCACCCUACCAUGUUCAGGGUGAAUGAGAAAAUAGCACGCAACAACCCUGUUGCGCCUUCUCUGACGGCUGCACCCCCAUCUGUCCCUGAGCAGGAUUUUGAGCAUGUUUCAUUCCACAAGAUAAUUGCUGGCAGCGUUGCCCUCUUCCUAUCUGUGGCCAUGAUCUUGCUAGUGAUCUAUGUUUCCUGGAAGCGUUAUCCCAGCAGCAUGAAGCAACUGCAGCAGCAUUCUAUGGUGAGAAAACGCCGGAAAAAGGCACGGGAGACAGAGCGCACCCUCAGCUCUCCGCUCCAGGAAUAUUAUGUGGACUACAAACCCACAAACUCUGAGACCAUGGACGUACUGGUCAAUGGGACAGGACCCUGUACCUACACCAUUUCCGGCUCCCGAGAAUGUGAGGUAUGAUCCGUCGCCCUCCUAAAAUCCAUUACCACUGCGGGGAAUAAGAGGCCCCUCAACAGAUGGGCACAUUGGCAUUCUACAGGUACGAGCAGCCCAUCGUGGACUACUGCCAGGCUCACCAGCCUAUGCACAUGAACAGGGGCUUUGAGCCCCCAUCC